UCUAACUCUGGAAGCAACACCAUCCAGCCAAGCAAAUCAGGGGGAGAGAGAGAGAGAAAUAGAUGACAGAGAGAUGAGAGAGAGGAAUGGUUUGAUUGUGCCCUUGAUUGUGGCAACUGGCAAGGGAGAUUCUAGUUCCACACAGCAGAUAAACAACAAGUGAGAUGAGAUGGUGUGUGUGUCCCCAUCCCCAUGUGUGUGUGUGUGUGGCAUGUAUAUAAACCAGCAGAGAUUGAGAUGAGGGAUUUCAUUUCCCUCCAAAGGUGGAAGAAGCAAAGCAUCCAAUUCCCCCACCCCCGGGCCUCGCUUUUGUAGCUUUCCAUUCCCCACUGUUGCGUGCAAGCAUCUUCCCUUCCCCUUCCUCUUUAAUCCCCUCGCAUUGCCCCCUUCCAGCCUAGCUUCAUCUUCCUCAAUCCUCCCUCAUCCUCCCCUCUGAAGUCUGUAACACCAUUCUACUGCUGCAAGCUCUGAAUAACCCCCCUCCUGCUACAGUACAGACAGGCAGCAGGCAGGCGUGCUCGCCUUGUUUGUUCGUUUCUGUCGCCGGUUGGGUUGCUUGUCCUGCUGGGCGAGAGAUUGAGAGGUGCGAGUAGCCGGGAGGGAACGCACAGGCACAGCUUGUGACGCCGGGCUUGGCAUCUUCUUGUUUGUUCGUUGCCCAUCAAUGCACUCCUCCCUCACCCCUUGCCUGCGCUGCAUGCAAUCCGUGUGUGCCUCCGCUCGCCGGCGUUGGUUGGCUGUCAGUUUCGCGCUCGCAUUGCCCUCUCCUUCUUCUUUAGCUACAAGAAUCUGACGAGCGCGGCGGUCCCCUAGGAGUCUAGGACGUAGGCUCCAGUGUUAAGUGUGCGCAUUGCUCCGGCCAGCGAUUGGUCUGGUUGCGGCGGUGCCGGCAGCGCCGGAGCUUGUCCGUUCGUGUCACGGUUCAUGCCCCAGUCGGCUGCUCUCGAAGGGAAUCGGAGCAGAGCGGAGCGGAGGAAGGCGAUCCGAAGCUAGCUAAGCUAACGCUCCGGGCAUGCGUUUCUUCACCACAGGCGGCGGAGGCGGCUCAUCGUCGGCGCGGUCGUACGAGCCCAUGGCGACGGCGGACACCACGGACCUGCGCUACUGGCUGCACUGGCAGGUGGGGCUGUGCGCGCUCUGGGUGCUCGGCUGCAUGUCCGUCGCCUCCUACCUCAUCUGGCGUCACGAGGGCACCGGCGCCGACCGCCGCCCGGGCGGCGCGUCCCCGUCCUCGGCGGCGGGCGGCGACGGGGUCGACGGCGGGAAGCGGAGUCGGCCCGGGGUGCUGUACGACGACGAGGCGUGGCGGCCCUGCCUCCGGGACAUCCAUCCGGCGUGGCUGCUCGCGUACAGGCUCAUCUCCUUCUUCGUCCUCCUCAGCCUGCUCGUCGUCAUUGUUAUCUCCGAUGGCGGCAACAUCUUCUACUACUACACACAGUGGACCUUCAUUCUGGUGACGAUUUACUUCGGGCUUGGCACAGCCCUGUCCAUCUACGGCUGCAGCAAGUUCGCCGAUGAGAAUGUCGCCGCUGCGAGGGCAGACAUGGAACUUGGCACCACUUACAUUACCCAUGCCGCGGCUGCUAAACCGAGCUUUGACGAACACGAUGGCACUAGGGAGAUUGCUGGAUUCUGGGGUUACCUGCUCCAGAUCAUCUAUCAGGCAAAUGCGGGUGCAGUGAUGCUGACAGACUGUGUGUUCUGGUUCAUCAUUUUCCCAUUCCUCACAGUCAAGGACUACAAUCUCAACUUCUUGUUGAUAGGAAUGCAUUCGGUGAAUGCUGUUUUCCUGCUUGGUGAGGCAGCCCUGAACAGCUUGAGCUUCCCUUGGUUCCGGAUCGCAUACUUCUUCCUUUGGACGGCGCUUUACGUCAUUUUCCAAUGGAUUGUCCAUGCAGCAACUCCAAUUUGGUGGCCUUACCCAUUCCUUGACCUGUCAUCUAAUCUGGCACCUUUGUGGUACCUGGCGGUCGCAGUGAUGCAACUUCCAUGCUACGUGGUGUUCAGGCUGGUGAUCAAGCUGAAACACCACCUGCUCGCCAAGUGGUUUCCAGGCUCGUUCGUAAGACUAAGAGGCUACUAGGGCACAAGCUCUGCCGUCUUCGUCUUCGUCUUCGACUCCAUUGCUAGAAGGCAGUCCAUUCAGGGAAAAACCGCAAUGGUGAAAUUAAGCAAAGCUUAGAGAAUAAUGGCGGAUCGGGUUGUUUGGGCGAUUCUUAUGCAGGUGCCCUCUCCAAGGAAAGAAUAGGGAGUGGCAGACGCAUGCGUUUUACAGUACUUUACAGCGUAUAGGUUGAUGGUGAUGUACAUGGGAUGGAAGCAGCAUAGUUUUUAAGAGUUUUUGCUGUGGUGGGAAGUGAACAGAGAACCGGGGAUGGGGGGUAAGGUAAAGAAUGGUUGUGCAUAGGUUAACUGAUUGGUGAAAUGGAGAUGAUACUGUUCGCUAACAUCUUUUGUAGAGCUGUCUGUCUGGCUGCCAUGUACACAGUGUGUGGCUGUGCAAGUGUGCGUGUGUGUGGCGCCACUACCUGGCUGGGCUCUCGUCGUGUGCAUGUUGCAUGUGUGUAACUGUAGGAACUGUACAAGUAUGCUGUAGAGUGAACCUAGUUCUGAAAAAGAUUCUAGAAAGCAA
This is a messenger RNA of Setaria italica (foxtail millet), 2632 nucleotides long. RefSeq lists its product as uncharacterized. Gene Ontology annotation, cellular component: membrane. The coding region runs from base 1013 to 2083 and encodes 356 amino acids. The record is from RefSeq and is a predicted model, not a curated record. Lineage: Eukaryota; Viridiplantae; Streptophyta; Magnoliopsida; Poales; Poaceae. The transcript is spliced from 8 exons.